GUGGAUUGGCUGGUAGAACGGAAUAAUCUGUAUACAAGGUACAAUAAAAUAGGUCAUUUUGCAGGGAAAGGAUCAAAUCAUACGAUCCAACACAUCAUCAACAAAUCCCCUCUGAUUGAACUCUACCGGGAAUGCCAUGUCAAACAGUGCACCAUAAAACAUGUGCCACCGAACAUGACAAAAACUUUGCAAAAACUGUGUGAUGAAGUAUGA
Suillus subalutaceus is the source of this 213-nucleotide messenger RNA. RefSeq lists its product as uncharacterized. The transcript is spliced from 2 exons. Lineage: Eukaryota; Fungi; Basidiomycota; Agaricomycetes; Boletales; Suillaceae. The annotation marks the transcript as partial. The record is from RefSeq and is a predicted model, not a curated record.